AUGGCUGCCAAGCUUUUACAUUCAUUGACAGAUGAAAAUCCCGAUUUGCAAAAGCAAGUAGGAUGUAUGACAGGCAUAUUUCAAAUGUUCGAUCGCCAUCAUAUUCUUACAGGACAGCACACCCCAAAGAGGAUUCCUUCGGGAAAUUCCCACUUCAAUAAUGGCAACUAUGAAAGAGACUAUAACAGUGUGCAUCAAAGAUCUGUGAUGGAGAAGAACUCAAACAAGAAUUUCCGAGAGAGACAAAGACUCUCCACAGAAUCUUCGAGGGCUUCAUUUUCAUCUUCUUCUCGUUCAUCUUCUUUCUCUUCUCUUGACUGUAAUCGAACUACUCAACUAGAACCCUCGUCGUAUGACCGAAUACUUUUUCCUGAAACUCCUUCAAGGGACCCAUCAAUGAGCCCACAAACAUCGUCUUCGCAAUUUAGUAGACAAACUCUUGAUCUUCGUGAUGUGGUGAAGGAAUCCAUGUAUAGGGAAGUUCAGGGCUUAUCUGUUAAAACUAUGCAGGAGGCAGCAGAUCCUGUUUUGAAGUACAGGGACUCCCCAAGGCCACUACAAACUAUUAGCAAUGAUUCUCAUGGCUCAGGCCUCGAUACAAAGAAGAAUUUGCCUGCUGAUCUCAGGGAAUCUCUUAGAGUUCUUUCUAAACUUCAAGAAGCACCUUGGAAUCAUAAUGAACCAAGAGAACUUUUAAGAGUAUCAUCCUAUAAUGUGAAAGAUGGGUCAUCCUUUUCUGUUUCAAAAGAUGCCCCUCGGUUUUCUUAUGAUGGGAGGGAGAUGAACCACGGGCACUUUGAAUCACAGGACAUUUCAAAAUCUACCAUUAAGCUUAAAGAUCUUCCAAGACUUUCAUUGGACAGCAGAGAGGGUUCCAUACGGAAUAUGAGUGCUGAUUCAAAAUCCAACUUUUCAGCAAAAAGUUGGCAGAAGGAUGGUGGUGAGUUUGAUAGUAAGGUUCAGAAUUCACAACAGACAUCUAGAAAUCAGGCACGACCUCCAAGUGUUGUAGCAAAGCUGAUGGGUUUGGAAACACUGCCAGAAGCUGGCUCAGCCAGCAACACUAACUCGGGUUCAAGUAGAAUUUAUCCAGGUGAAGAUUUUGUUUACUCUUCGAGGUCAAGUGAAAACUUGGAUCUAUGCAAGCCGAUCCAACUAUCCUCAAUGAACUUGAGGAAGGAACCAACUUCGCCACGUUGGAGAAAUCCUGAUACAGGAAUGAAACCUAUAUCACGAUUUCCGAUUGAACCAGCACCAUGGAAGCGGAUUGAUGGAAAAAGGGUCUCUCAAAAACCAGCUUCUACAAGUACGAGAGGUCCAGGAAAAGUUCCGAACACCUUUCUUUCCAUUUAUAGUGAGGUAGAGAAGAGAUUGAAGGACCUUGAAUUCACAGAAUCUGGAAAGGAUCUUAGAGCACUUAAACAGAUAUUGGAGGCUUUGCAGGCCAAGGGACUCCUGGAAACCCAAGAUGUAGGACAAGAUUCCAGUUUAACCAGUCAUAAAGACCGUGAGCAAAAAUAUACAAGUUCCACGUAUGAUGCUAGAUCAGCAAACAGCCCAAAGCCACAAUCUGAUAAAUUUCUUGCGUCCACCAAGAAUGAUAAAUCCUUGAAAAGUUAUGAAUCUCCAAUUGUAAUCAUGAAACCAGCACAACUAGUUAAGAAAUCUGAUAUACCUUCUUCAGUUAUUUCACUUGAUAGCUUAUCUGGUCUGCCCAAGUAUCGGGUAAGUGAGUUUGUGGAUGACGGAAAGGGUUUAACCCGUAGCAGAAUAGCUAAAGAUCAGAUUUCUAAAACUAGUCCUCAAGACAAUGCUUUAAAUGCUGUCAAUUCGAAAACAGACAGCAGAUUUUUAAGAACUACCCAAACGUCAACAAGAUCCCAUCAGUUGUCCAAAGAUAGCUCUGCUGGCUCAGGAAAGAGUUCAGCAUCAUACUGUCCAAGAAUACAACAGAAGAAACUGGACCUGGAAAAAAGAUCUCGACCACCCACACCUCCCAAUUCGAGCAAAUCGACAAGACAAUCAAUUAAGCAACCAGGACAGUCCAAUUCCUCAGGUGGAAGACGCAGGCCAAAACAUCCCAACUUACAGCAAAAGGAUGACCAACUGGGUGAGUUCAGUAGUGAGUCGAGGAAUUUGGUUUACCGUGAUAAUGAAAUUUCUGUUCAUUCUAAUGAGAGCACUGUAUUGCACUCCAAAAAUGUGAAAGCCAUUAGUCCCGAAAGAUCUCAUGGUUGCCAGAGUGCAUCUGUGAAGGCUGCGGAGUUCUUGGUAUCUGGCAUUGUAGAUAAGAAAUCUCCCCAUAAUGUGAGGGAAGAAAAAUCGGGAGAGCUUGCUCAUGUUCCUCCUGAGUACCCCAGCCCUGUAUCUGUUCUUGACAAUGCUUUGUAUGCAGACGAUUCAACAUCACCUAUAAAGCUUGUAGGUAAAACCCUUAAAGGGGACAGAUCCAUGGAUUCCGAUAGAAUUCUAAAUAUGGUUCAAGGUAUUUCAGUGGAUGAUGUUGUACCUAACUACAUGGAAUCUGGUACUACAUCUGAAAUAUGUCGAAAGAAACUUCAGAACAUUGAAAACUUAGUUCAGAAGCUCCGAAGGCUUAACUCGAGCCAUGAUGAAGCACGCAUAGAUUACAUUGCUUCUCUAUGUGAGAACACAAAUCCCGAACACAGAUACAUUUCCGAGAUUCUAUUGGCCUCCGGUCUCAUCCUCAGGGACCUCAGCUCAAGCUUGGCAACUUUUCAGUUUCAUCCGUCUGGCCAUCCUAUCAAUCCCGAGUUAUUUUUAGUCUUGGAACAAACAAAGGCAAGCACUUUACAAAAGGAAGAAUGUAGCUCCGUAAAAACAACUGAAUCGAUGACCAAGGAGAAAAUUCAUCGGAAACUUGUAUUUGAUGUUACAAAUGAAAUUCUUGCCGGAAAAUUGGCUUUAGCUGGGAAAUUGUCCCAGCCUUGGUUGAAACCGCACAAGGUCACCAGAAAGGGCUUGAAUGCACAAAAGCUUCUCAGAGAAUUGUGUUCCGAGAUUGAUGAGCUUCAAGAUAAAAAUUCACGAUGCAUCUUCAAUGAUGACGAUGAUGAACUGAAAACCAUAUUGUGCCACAAUAUGAUGCAUCAAUCAGAAAGCUGGAUAAAUUUCGACGAUGACAUUUCAGGCAUUGUCCUUGAUGUUGAGCGGUCGAUUUUUAAAGACUUGGUCGAUGAAAUUCUGGGAAAGGCAGCUGGUUCAAGAACUAAGCCGGCUAGGCGUAGGCAACUCUUUGCAAAGUAG
This is a messenger RNA of Fraxinus pennsylvanica, 3267 nucleotides long. The record is from the annotation of a GenBank genome assembly. Lineage: Eukaryota; Viridiplantae; Streptophyta; Magnoliopsida; Lamiales; Oleaceae.